CGCGGCCGGCUCCGCGCCUGAUCGCCCGGUGCAGCGCGGCUCAGCGCGGCGCAACCCGACUGCCUUUCUGCAGCCGAGCGGCCGGAGCUGGUGAGUCCUGGGCCUGGGGACCCGAGGAGGGCUCUGCAGGGAAGCUGCGAGCUGGGCUGGAGAGGUGUCAGCGGCUCCAGUUUUCUGCCUUCAAAGCAUCCCUUUUCAUUUGAAGGGGUCAGGACAAAGAGGUGUGAGCAGGCUUACUGAGCUGGCUGGUCCAUCAUGGCAGAGAAAGUGAACAACUUCCCACCAUUGCCCAAAUUCAUCCCACUGAAGCCAUGUUUCUACCAAGACUUUGAGGCAGACAUCCCUCCCCAGCAUCUCAGCUUGACCAAGCGCCUCUACUACCUCUGGAUGUUGAACAGCGUCACGCUGGCCGUGAACCUGGUGGGCUGUCUCGCGUGGCUGAUCGGAGGCGGGGGAGCCACCAACUUUGGCCUGGCCUUUCUCUGGCUCAUCCUCUUCACACCUUGCUCCUACGUCUGCUGGUUUCGGCCCAUUUACAAGGCCUUCAAGACAGACAGCUCCUUCAGCUUCAUGGCGUUUUUCUUCACCUUCAUGGCCCAGCUGGUCAUCAGCAUCAUCCAGGCUGUAGGAAUUCCAGGCUGGGGUGUCUGCGGCUGGAUUGCCACCAUCUCCUUCUUCGGGACGAACAUCGGCUCAGCUGUGGUGAUGCUCAUUCCCACGGUCAUGUUCACAGUUGUGGCUGUCUUUUCCUUCAUCGCCCUCAGCAUGGUCCAUAAGUUCUACCGGGGUAGCGGAGGCAGCUUCAGCAAAGCUCAGGAGGAAUGGACGACUGGGGCAUGGAAGAACCCACAUGUGCAACAGGCAGCCCAGAACGCAGCCAUGGGGGCUGCACAGGGCGCCAUGAACCAACCGCAGACUCAGUAUUCUGCCACUCCCAACUACACGUACUCCAACGAGAUGUGAGGCAGCCAAGCCCAUCAGGAGGCAGGGCUGGGGGCCAGUGGGACAGGGGGCUCAAGCCACAUCCUCUGUGUGGUGACCAAGCAGGGUUCCCCCUUCCCUUUUCUCCUCCCCAACUUUGUACAAAGAAUCAGAGUUAUAUAUAUAUAUAUAUAUAUAUGUAUACGUAUAUGUAUAUGUCUAUCCCCUGCCCCCCCCCCCCCACCUUUUGGGUCCUGCCCUUGGCACUCCGAGAGCUGCGCACUGCACAAGAAGUGAUUCUGUGCGCUGGCAGCUGAGUCUGUGUCCCCUUGUGAAAUAAUGUACAGUGGAGAUCUCUUGUUUGUGGUGCUAGAUGUAUGUUUAGAACUAAACCAGCUCAUCCAUCCACCCACCCAUCCAUCCAUCCAUCCAUCCAUCCAUCCAUCCAUCCAUCCGGUUGUCCCCUCUGACCCUAGCCCAGGGACUCCAUGGGGCAGGGGGAGGCCUAGCAGAGAGCCUGAUACUUUGUACAGGAUUGUGAGCCUAAACUAUUUCUGCCUUUAGUCCCAUGGGGAAGCAACAGUAUUAGCGUUCGUGGUGAUAGGCAGGUUCUAGGGGAUGAGACCCAGAGGAUGGUCCCUUGCUCCCUGUAGUCCUCCCUCAACCUCCUCCUCCCCUUGUUUCUCCCUCACUGUGAGAUUCUUUGUGCUCAUUUCCCUAGCUGGCUCUCCCGUGAUCUUUUUCCUCCCCGUGUAGCUUUUCCUUGUCUUCCUCCAAGGCUGAGUGUCUCGGUUAUGUCUGCUUUUAAGACUGCCCACAUCCCCCCAAAUCCGUUCCCCAGUUCCAGGAAGCUGACGCGGGAGGCUGAACCAACCCUUAUGUGGAAGGGGCACACGGCUUGGGGAUUCAGAGUCCAUUUGGUACUCGACACCCAGGGAAUGGAAAGGCAGAGCUGGUCUCCUUGGUUCUGAAAGCCCGGCCCGCAGAGGCAGGCUUCUCCUUUUCCCUCUCCUGGCUGCCAUCCCUUUCUGCCCAGUCCCACCGUAACCGUUCUGCAUGUCCUCCUGGUUGUACGAGGCACUUGCAGGUGUAAAGGCAGUGGUGGAUCAGCGGGCAUGCAACUCAUCAUUGGUCCCUGGAGGGGGUGUGGCUGGCCCCAGCCCUAAAGGGCUUCUAGCUUCUCAGAGUGACCACUGGAUUCCUAGAAGGAGUAGCUAUUUUACUUGAGUCUGGCAGAAAGGGUAGAGGUCAGAGGAGAAGUCAACUAGGACCCAUUGAGAGGGUGCCUCACCUCUCCAGUCUCACUUGUCUUUGGCUACAGGACACAUUCUGCAGAGGUGCUCUCAGGCCCAGUUCAAGCUGCAAGCACAAUGUCCUGAAGAACAUUCCUGCUUGGCAGGGAGGAAGGGCAGGAGGGCUCUGCCUUUAGUUUUUAGUUAAGUGGGUUCUGCCCUUCCCUCCUCUCCCAUUCAAGAGAACGACAGGACUUGAUUCCUGGCCUUUCCUUAGUUCUCUUAGAACCCUCAUCUCUCUCUAGACUGAUCUUAGUUCCUGGGACUGCGUCUUUCAAGCAGCGCGUGAGCAUUGUCUGGUAGCAUAUCCCGCUCUGUGUGAGGCCUGAGGUGGGUAGGCCUUACCAAGGAGCAGCUGCCUGUUUCUCAUCUCCUUGCAACAGAAACGCACCUGGGCUAGGGAGACUGGAAAACUAUUCACGUUGGUUUGCCUUGGACCCUAAGACCAGAUUGCAAGCCACCUUGAGCUUUGAUUUUCAGCUUCUUCCCUGUAAGAGAAACAAAGAGUGUCUGGAAAGUUCCCUUCCUAUUACGACUAGGCUUAGUUGAUUCUCUCCCCUGCUGUUUUCUCUAUGGAGAGCAGUUGUCAUAGCUCCUGCUACCCUAAGAGAUUCUAGGGCUAGGCCCUUCCUCCUCCUUUUCCCUUCUCCUGGCUCCCUUUCUCUUAGUCCUCUGGUACUUCCAGGAGGGCUGUGAUCCAGCUGCCAGCCUAGCAUCCACAAGCUGUUGGAUGUUACCCACAGUCAAUUUCCUGUCCUAUCUGCCUUUCCUCUUUCCUGGCUCACACCUAUUGGCCAUGCCUGGCACUGCCCUUGGGAAAGCCUGUUAGCAGUGUCUGGCCCAGCUGCUCAGGCACUGGGAUGCUGCAUCUCCAGGCAACUAUGCACUUUCAUGAGGAGGGGGCCAAGAUGAGAAGUGGGACUGGGCACAGAUAGUUUGCUUGAGGGGUGGGAGAGCCCAGUUGAUGCUGGGGACCCUCCUGUCUGUUGCCAGCCAGUGGCCUGCUUUUGCAUUCUCCUGGUGCCCACUGCCCCUUGUUUCUGAGAGAUACAAACUAUCCCCUCACUGGCAGUUGACCUGCCUGAGCCAGUGUCUGUGUAACUGGAUGAACACAAUAAAGGGGAUAAUUUGACCCUGUC
Molecule: messenger RNA, 3352 nt
Organism: Arvicanthis niloticus (Nile rat)
Lineage: Eukaryota; Metazoa; Chordata; Mammalia; Rodentia; Muridae
Source: RefSeq, a predicted model, not a curated record